Molecule: messenger RNA, 578 nt
Organism: Argentina anserina (silverweed cinquefoil)
Lineage: Eukaryota; Viridiplantae; Streptophyta; Magnoliopsida; Rosales; Rosaceae
Exons: 1
Coding region: 74-571 (165 amino acids)
Source: RefSeq, a predicted model, not a curated record
UCCAACAUCAAACAAAAGAAACCUUGCAUCGCCUCAGCUAAAUAAACAUAAACUGCAUAUUUGGCUUUUAGCCAUGGCUAGAGGUGAUCAAAAUAUGCUUAUCAAGGUAGGUUUGAUGUCAGUAAGUGUAGCAAUAUUCAUGUCAUCAUUUGCAGCUGCUGAAGAAUACAGAGCGUGUCAUGAUGCUGCGGCGGGCCCUACUGGCGAGUUGAACUAUUUCGACAUUCCUGAUGCCUCCCCUCCAAGUUCUUUAGAAGUAUACGUGUUCCCUCCGAAUCUAUCACCGGAAUCUUAUCAGAAGUUGGAGGAAUGUGCAAAUAAGAUUAAAGCAGAUUAUGCUGAUGAGAUCCUUGCCAGUAUUUUGAAAAGUGAGCCUCUCACUGUGGAUAGUUGCCAAGGCCUUGUGUAUUUGGGAUAUGAUUGUCACAUCCGUUUAGUGAAAACUCUGCUCUCACGUCCGGAUUUAAAAGAAAAGGCUUCUGAGGCACUGCCUAAGAGUUUGCAGAUUUGGGAUGCAUGUGCCUACCUUGUUGCUGAUGAUCAGUCUGUUGCUCCUUCUCCUUUCUACUGAUCAUAGU